Tyto alba (common barn owl) is the source of this 3002-nucleotide messenger RNA. It is a transcript of the gene KIF18B, whose product is annotated as kinesin family member 18B. Bases 34 to 2655 code for a protein of 873 amino acids. The record is from RefSeq and is a predicted model, not a curated record. The transcript is spliced from 16 exons. NCBI's taxonomy places the organism in Eukaryota, Metazoa, Chordata, Aves, Strigiformes, Tytonidae. Gene Ontology annotation, molecular function: microtubule binding; ATP binding; microtubule motor activity. Gene Ontology annotation, biological process: microtubule-based movement.
GCCCGUGUUGCCGUUUGAAAGCGGAGCGGCGGAAUGUGUGAGGCCUCCUGGACGUUGGUGCCCAGAGCCGUGUCCUCCAGCCAGCAAGUGACUCCGUCUCAGCACCCUCCCGGCCCCAUGGCGCUGGGCACCCCGCCCGAGGAGGGCAGCGUGGCUGUUAUGGUCCGUGUGCGGCCCCCCGCCCCCUGCGAGCGCGAGCGGGCCACGCACCCCAUCCUGCACGUCCUCGACCAGCACGUCAUUGUCUUCAACCCCGAAGAGCCCAGCGGCUCCCGCAGCAGCGUGCUGCCCGCCCGCGGGCCCAAGCACCAGGGCAAGGACCUCAAGUUUGUCUUUGACCGGGUUUUUGGGCAGGAGGCCACGCAGGAGGAGGUGUUUCGGCACACUACCUGUGAGAUGUUGGACAGUGUCCUCAAUGGCUACAACUGCUCCGUGUUCGCCUACGGCGCGACAGGAGCAGGAAAAACCUACACCAUGCUGGGCUCGGAAAAAAGCCCUGGCAUCAUGUACCUCACUAUGGUGGAGCUGUACAAGAGGAUCGAGGCCAGGAAGGAGAAGAGCUGUGAAGUGCUUGUCUCCUACCAGGAGGUGUACAACGAACAGAUUUAUGACCUGCUGGAGCCCAAGGGCCCUCUGGCCAUCCGGGAGGAUCCUGAGAAAGGAGUUGUGGUUCAGGGUCUCUCCUGCCACCAGCCCGUGUCGGCAGAGCAGCUGCUGGAGAUGUUGGCCAACGGCAACAAGAACCGGACGCAGCAUCCCACCGAUGCCAACACCACCUCCUCCCGCUCGCAUGCCAUCUUCCAGAUCUACGUGAAGCAGCAGGACUGCACUGGCAGCCUCACUGGGGAACUGCAAGUGGCCAAGAUGAGCUUGAUCGACUUGGCAGGCUCGGAGCGAGCUUCAGUCACCAACACCAAGGGAGAGCGGCUCCGGGAGGGUGCCAACAUCAACCGCUCGCUGCUGGCCCUCAUCAAUGUCAUCAACGCGUUAGCUGAUGCAAAGAGCAAGAAAACCCACAUCCCGUACCGGGACAGCAAGCUCACACGCUUGCUGAAGGACGCCAUUGGCGGCAACUGCCGCACCGUCAUGAUCGCUGCCGUGAGUCCCUCCGUCCUGGCCUACGAGGACACCUACAACACGCUCAAGUACGCCAGCCGGGCCAAGGAGAUCAAGCUGUCGCUGAAGAGCAACGUGACCAGCUUUGACUGCCGCGUUAGUAAAUAUGCUGUGGUCUGUGAGCAGCUGAAAGCAGAGGUGGCAGAUCUGCGGGCGAAGCUCCGUGCCUACGAGGACGCUGCCCGGGAAUCGCAGAACCAGGCGCCUGCACUGCUGGCUCCCCCCUGCUUGAGCCCAGUGGGGCUGCCCAGGUUGGAAGAAGCUGUCCCAAAGACCUGUUUGGCCCUGGAUGAUCAGAGGGAGAGUGAUGGAGAGCAGCAGGAGCUGGGAGCUGGAUGGCCUGUUCAGAUGCAGCUGGAAUUGGAGGAGGAGGCUCCAGAGGAAAUGCCUCCCAGCAGCCCCAGAGCAACCCACCAGACAAACAUCCAGUUGGAAUCGAAGGAACCAAGCCGCCUUCUACAGGGGCUGUCCGGCAGCCAGACAGAGAUGCUCCUAGCUGCCAUCCUGAGUGUUGCCCAAAAGCAGUAUUCCCUCCUGAAGGCUGCCAACCUCCUUACUCCUGACAUGGUCUCUGAAUUUGAGGAGCUGGAGCGCCUGGUCCAUCAGGAGGCUGGUGUAAGCCGGGAGCAAGCCAUGUCUCCAACCAGACCCGCAGAGGUCAGCGGGGCCACCCCCGCCCAGAGGGUGCGGCUGGGCUCUGACGCCGAGGAGUCUGUCGCCGUGCCCAGCACCCCUGUGACGGACGCCACGCCGCAAUGCUUGCAGCAGCUCACUCUGCUCUCCGAUCCCACCCUGACGGCUCUCAGCCCGAUUAAGAAGAGGAGGAAGACUGAGAUGAACAGCCCUUCCCAACCGGGAACUCCCCGCAGCCUCAAACAGCAGAUGAAAUGCCAGCAGAGACGUGGGAAAGAAGCAGAGACUCCCAGGGCAGCGCAGAGCCCAGGCGUGCCCUGUCUCAAAGCAGCAGCCCAGCCACGCCCCGUCUCCCUGGUGCCAUCGUCUUUCACCCCUAAAAACUGCCCGCUGACAGCCACCAAAAGCCGCGUGCCCCUGGCGAUGUCGGCUGCCCAAAACCACUGCCCCCUGCCCGUCGUGCCUGUCCACGACCUGAAUGUGACUUUUGAGAUCUGUGAGGACAGUGCUUUACCCAACGUGGCCGAGCCAGCUGCCUUCAGCCUGCCUGAGUUGUCUAUCUGGGACAAUGUCCAGGGCCUCCUAAACAAGCAGGACGGCCCCUUCGUGCCCAAAUCCUGCAUCCCGGCGUUUGCCGUGAGGGGUUCCUCCAUCCCCAAACCCUCCUCGACCUCCAAACUGUCUGCGCAGAAGCGGAAGCGAGCGGAGAGCACCUCUUUCUCCACCCUGGGCAGGCUCCAGAGCCACAUCACCCAGGUCCCGAGCAGAACCCCGAGGUCUGCGCAGCCCUCCCGCGCCUCAGCCUCAGAACGCCCGAAGGGCAGCAAGAGGACCUCCAAAGAUCUCACAGCACUUGCCAGCGCCCCCUCUGCUCCCACCCCCCAGCCAAUGAAGCUCUUAUGCUGAUGGCUGCUCCAUCCACCGUCCCUCCCACUGUUCAAACCCAGGUGCCAAACUUCCCCCUUCCUCUCGUUAACCCUCUCCCAACCUUCCUGCAGCCCCACAACGCUCCCCCCAAGCCCUUCUUGUACCUCUGAAUUCACCCCCAGUCACCUCCUGUCCAGGGUCCCAGUUAUGUCCCCCGUUGCGUGUUUCUCCCCCUCGGCGCAGCCCUGUGUAUUUUUGCAGCAGAUGGAUUAUUGUUGUUCCCUCUCAGCCCCUCUCUAAUCUGCGCCGGGGUGUCGAGUGCUAACAGAUGGGUGAUGCUAAGAAAUAACACGCGCUUUUAAUAAAUCUUUUCGUUUCAAACCAGA